UCCUCCUCAUAGUGUUAUAUGACUGUUCCCUCCCAUCCAUCCCUAUGAGGACACAUGUCCGCUCCUCUGUGACCUCAUUCCGCAGUCACAGCCACAUUCAUUUACACACGUACGCACACCAAUACACGGCCUACAGCACCACCUGCUGGCGGAUGAUCGUAAUUACAACCACAGCCAUGAACCAGCUGCCCGUAACAAAGAUGGCGGCUGCUCUGUUGGUGUGACGCCGGAUAAUGACGUAGCGGAGAGCGACUACAGGAAGAAAGUGAAGCAGGUGGAGGAGAAAGAAGCUUAAGAUCGGCGGUGACCUGGCGGUGCAGGGACAAAGGACUUUUGGAGGAUGACCCACAUCGGAGCAGUAGCCGCCAUUGCGGUGGCUUUGACUGCUGCAGCCCUGCUUUCAGCCAUACACAAGAUAGAGGAAGGACACAUCGGGGUCUACUAUAGGGGUGGAGCGCUGCUCACUUCAACAAGUGGACCUGGCUUCCAUUUAAUGCUCCCGUUCAUAACCUCCUUCAAGUCUGUACAGAGCACAUUACAGACAGACGAGGUGAAGAAUGUCCCAUGCGGCACAAGCGGUGGUGUCAUGAUAUAUUUUGAUCGGAUAGAAGUGGUCAAUUUCCUCAUCUCUAGUGCAGUGUAUGAUAUAGUGAAGAACUUUACUGCAGAUUAUGAUAAGGCACUGAUCUUCAAUAAGAUCCACCAUGAGCUCAACCAGUUCUGCAGCGUCCACACACUACAGGAGGUCUAUAUAGAACUCUUUGAUCAGAUAGAUGAGAACCUCAAGCUGGCGCUUCAGCAAGACCUCAAUGAGAUGGCGCCAGGAUUGAUUAUCCAGGCUGUCCGAGUCACAAAGCCAAAUAUCCCAGAAACAAUCCGCAGAAACUAUGAGCUCAUGGAGAGUGAGAAGACCAAGCUCCUCAUUGCUGCACAGAAACAGAAGGUGGUGGAAAAGGAAGCGGAAACUGAGAGGAAAAAGGCUGUGAUCGAGGCAGAGAAAGUGGCCCAAGUUGCAGAAAUUAAAUUUGGACAGAAGAUUAUGGAGAAGGAAACAGAGAAGAAGAUUUCUGAGAUUGAAGAUUUUGCUUUUCUGGCUAGAGAGAAGGCGAAGGCCGAUGCAGAAUUUUACACAGCGCAGAGAUUAGCAGAUGCCAAUAAGGUAAAAUUAACCCCUGAAUACCUCCAGCUUAUGAAAUACCAAGCAAUCGCUGCCAACAGUAAGAUCUAUUUCGGGAAUGAAAUCCCCAACAUGUUUAUGGACAGCACCACAAACACCCACACCCAUUCGGGUGACCUACACUUGGAAGACCCCCUUCAUCUUAAAGACUCUGUUUUACCAUCAGAUGAAGCUGAAUCGUGAGGAUAUUAGAAAUCUGUUUUUACAAAAAAAAAAAAAAUAGAAGAAAAAUGAUAGAAA
Molecule: messenger RNA, 1417 nt
Organism: Hyla sarda
Lineage: Eukaryota; Metazoa; Chordata; Amphibia; Anura; Hylidae
Gene: ERLIN2
Product: ER lipid raft associated 2
Exons: 12
Coding region: 341-1360 (339 amino acids)
Biological process (GO): SREBP signaling pathway
Cellular component (GO): endoplasmic reticulum; endoplasmic reticulum membrane
Molecular function (GO): ubiquitin protein ligase binding; cholesterol binding
Source: RefSeq, a predicted model, not a curated record